This is a messenger RNA of Ustilaginoidea virens, 1953 nucleotides long. RefSeq lists its product as uncharacterized. Bases 1 to 1953 code for a protein of 650 amino acids. Gene Ontology annotation, molecular function: flavin adenine dinucleotide binding; electron transfer activity; succinate dehydrogenase (quinone) activity. The record is from RefSeq and is a predicted model, not a curated record. Lineage: Eukaryota; Fungi; Ascomycota; Sordariomycetes; Hypocreales; Clavicipitaceae. The transcript has 6 exons. Gene Ontology annotation, biological process: tricarboxylic acid cycle; mitochondrial electron transport, succinate to ubiquinone.
AUGGCUUCCUCCAUGGCUUUGAGAAAGCUGGCCUCUGGCUCUGUCGUCUUGUCCCGGCUGGCGACAAGCCAGGCCAGAAGAGCCUUUUCCACCACGCGACCAGUCGCCAGAGUUGUUGCAACCAGCCCUCUGAGAGCCAAGGAGGCUUCUCCCCAUGUCAGCACGAAAUAUAAUGUCAUUGACCACGAGUAUGACGCCCUCGUCGUGGGUGCUGGCGGCGCGGGCCUGCGUGCCGCCUUCGGCCUGGCCGAGGCCGGCUUCAACACGGCCUGCAUCUCCAAGCUUUUCCCUACCCGAUCACAUACCGUCGCCGCCCAGGGUGGCAUCAACGCAGCUCUCGGAAACAUGCACGAGGACGACUGGAGAUGGCACAUGUACGACACGGUCAAGGGAUCCGACUGGCUGGGCGACCAGGAUGCCAUUCACUACAUGACCCGCGAGGCUCCGGCUUCCAUCAUCGAGCUCGAGCACUACGGCUGCCCCUUUUCCCGUACCGAGGACGGCAAGAUUUACCAGCGAGCUUUUGGUGGUCAGUCCCAAAAGUACGGCAAAGGCGGCCAGGCGUACCGAUGCUGCGCCGCCGCCGACCGAACCGGCCACGCUCUUCUCCACACCCUGUACGGCCAGUCUCUUGCCCACAACACAAACUACUUCAUCGAGUACUUUGCCUUGGAUUUGAUCAUGCAGGACGGCGAGUGCCGUGGCGUCCUGGCCUACAACCAGGAGGACGGUACUCUGCACAGGUUCCUGGCCAACAACACGGUGCUGGCCACCGGCGGCUACGGCCGCGCCUACUUUAGCUGCACGUCCGCCCACACCUGCACGGGCGACGGCAUGGCCAUGGUCGCUCGCGCCGGGCUCCCCAACCAGGAUCUCGAGUUCGUCCAGUUCCACCCGACCGGCAUCUACGGCGCGGGCUGCCUCAUCACCGAGGGCGCUCGCGGCGAGGGAGGCUACCUCCUCAACUCGGAGGGUGAGCGCUUCAUGGAACGCUACGCCCCCACCGCCAAGGACCUGGCCUCGCGCGACGUCGUGUCCCGGUCCAUGACCAUGGAGAUCCGCGACGGACGCGGCGUCGGGGCCGACAAGGACCACAUCUACCUGCAGCUCAGCCACCUGCCGGCCGAGAUCCUUGCCGAGCGCCUGCCCGGCAUCUCCGAGACCGCCGGCAUCUUUGCCGGCGUCGACGUGCGCAAGCAGCCCAUCCCCGUGCUGCCCACCGUCCACUACAACAUGGGCGGCAUCCCCACCCGCUACACCGGCGAGGUCCUGACGCUUGACGAGCAGGGCAAGGACAAGGUGGUGCCCGGCCUGUUCGCCUGCGGCGAGGCCGCCUGCGUGUCGGUCCACGGCGCCAACCGCCUCGGCGCCAACUCUCUGCUGGACCUCGUCGUCUUUGGCCGCGCAGUCUCCCACACGAUCCGCGACAACUUCAAGCCCGGCGAGAAGCUCAAGCCGCUUGCGGCCGACGCCGGCUCCGAGCACAUCGACGUGCUGGACCAGGUCCGCACCUCGGACGGGCCCAGGAGCACUGCCGAGAUCCGCCUGGCCAUGCAAAAGGCCAUGCAGACGGACGUUUCCGUCUUCCGGACGCAGGAGAGCCUGGACGAGGGGGUCCGCAAGAUGCAGGAGAUUGACCCGCUGUUCAAGCAGGUCGGCAUCAAGGACCGCAGCAUGAUCUGGAACUCUGACCUGGUCGAGACGCUGGAGCUGAGAAACCUCCUGACUUGCGCGUCGCAAACCGCCACGGCCGCCGCCGCCCGCAAGGAGUCGCGUGGCGCCCACGCCCGCGAGGACUACCCCGAACGAGACGACAAGAACUGGAUGAAGCACACGCUUUCCUUCCAGAAGGAGCCCCACGGCAAGGUUGACCUGACGUACCGCGGCGUCAUCGCCACCACGCUGGACGAGAACGAGUGCAAGCCCGUGCCUCCCUUUAAACGUGUAUACUAG